AAGAGAGAUCUGCCCUAUAAAAUCCCUCAACCCUAAAUCUUUAGGGUUUUGAACAGCCGACGAAGAGCUCCAGAUCUCAUUCCUCCUCCUCUUCAAUCAUCAUCAGCCAUGCCGAAGCAGAUUCACGAGAUCAAGGACUUCCUUCUCACGGCGAGGAGGAAGGACGCGAGGUCGGUGAAGAUCAAGAGGAGCAAGGACGUGGUCAAGUUCAAGGUCCGCUGCUCAAGGUACCUGUACACGCUCUGCGUUCAUGACGCUGAGAAGGCUGAUAAGCUCAAGCAAUCUCUCCCUCCAGGUUUGACCGUCCAAGAUCUUUGAAGCUUGGUAGUAGAUGGUUUAUCAGCCUGCACCGUUGGACUUUAGCAUUUUCUGAAACUUCAUCUGAUUAUGUUGGUAUUCAGUACUUAUAAUAUUUUCGCUUUGCUGGAAUUAUGUUUUCUUUUCCGAGGACAAAAGUUUGGUGAUGAUUGGAACUUCCUAGUGAGCAAAUUUUGUAGCAUGUUGAAGUUUUUUACUUAUCAAACUCGUUUUUAACUGUUGGCCUUGAGCAGAAAGGUGGGUUGGUUAUUUUGUUGCU
Messenger RNA from Asparagus officinalis (garden asparagus), 577 nucleotides. Its product is annotated as 60S ribosomal protein L38. The record is from RefSeq and is a predicted model, not a curated record. The transcript is spliced from 3 exons. Lineage: Eukaryota; Viridiplantae; Streptophyta; Magnoliopsida; Asparagales; Asparagaceae. The coding region runs from base 109 to 318 and encodes 69 amino acids. Gene Ontology annotation, biological process: translation; protein-RNA complex assembly. Gene Ontology annotation, cellular component: cytosolic large ribosomal subunit; ribosome. Gene Ontology annotation, molecular function: structural constituent of ribosome.